AUGUUGAAAACGAUUCUCAUCACCGGUUGCAACCGCGGCAUUGGACUCUGCCUCACUCAGAAACUCCUUGAAGACACGGAUAAUGUUGUCAUUGGCACUACUCGCUCAGAUACUAAAACACUUCUUGCCUUGAAGGACGCUCAUCGUGAUCGCCUACAUAUUAUUCAAAUGGACGUUAAAAUAGAAAAGAGUGUCAAAGAUGCUUUUACACAGAUAUCAAGUAUUUGCACUGGUCUCGAUGCUAUUAUCAAUAAUGCUGGAUAUGCGCCUGAUAAAACAAAGAAGGCGGAAAAUGUUACUCGUUCUGAUAUGAUGGAUGCGUUCGAAAUCAAUGCACUUGGUCCAUUAUUGGUCAUCCAGCAAUCCCUUCCACUGCUCAGAAAGGGUGUAAUGAAGAAAAUUAUUAAUGUAUCUUCAUUACUUGGUAGCCACGAAAUGAAUCCGGGAAGACAGGUUGCAUAUUCGACCGCAAAGUGUGCACUGGGUAUGAUUACCAAUGUCUUUGCAAAGGAGUUGGCGAAUGAAGGGUUUACCGUUGUUGCGGUACAUCCCGGUACAGUUGCGACUGAUAUGCGUCCGGAUUUGAAGCUGCCCGGUGCGAUGCCGCAUAUACAGCCGGAGGAGAGUGCAGAGAGUAUUUUGAGUAAUGUCGUAUUCGCAAAAGGAAACCUGAAUGGAAGAUUUGUUGCUUGGAAUGGAGAAGCUAUGCCGUGGUAG
Messenger RNA from Didymodactylos carnosus, 717 nucleotides. The record is from the annotation of a GenBank genome assembly. Lineage: Eukaryota; Metazoa; Rotifera; Eurotatoria; Philodinida; Philodinidae.